AUGACAUCGUUUUAUGAAGCCGCCACCAGGUAAGCGAUUACCGUGUUUCAGAUUACCGUACUUUUAAUUACUGAGUAAAUUUUAUUAUUUUUUUUGAAAUUUAGAGUCUUUUUUUGGAGGAAAAACAAAUAAAAAAGCAUUCUAAAAUUCUUUUGGUCGAAAACUGCGUAGAAAAGCAUUCUUUUUGUAAAAAUUUGACAAAAGUUUUAUGUACUUUUUGACUCAAUGGUUAAUUAACCCCACCUUGAUAUAAACUUACUGUUUAGUGGUCGAAACUACGAUCGUUUUGCCAUGGACGACCUGGUGGGAGAGAACACCUUGAUCAAGAUGAAACAACACUUCUGGACCGCCAAACAAUUACUGCGCAGUAAAUUGGGCAAGAAGGAAGACGACAACUUGACGGCUUCAGAUGCCGACUUCGACUCCAAGCUGGCUUCGUUUUAUGCCAUUAAGGAUUCGACCAGAGGGUUGAUGGCCAGUCUUGAAGACCUACACCAUUUCUUUUCUAGUACGUUGAUACAGUGUAGUACUGUAAUUGUUAGAGCAGAAAGAAUACGGUAUUCUCACAAUAUAACUAUAACAAACUGAAUAUUGAAGUAAAAGAUGAUAUUGUAGGUCUUCAAGAAAGUAACAAGCACAUGGGAGUGUUGUUGAUAAAGCAAUCGCGGUACCAGAAGUCUCACGUGGCCAAAGCGAUGGAAGCUGUAGGCCAAUCUCAAAGUUAUGCCUAUAAGUACAGGUAGGUAAGAGUAUCUAUGAAGAGUAUUGGGUUUUAGUGGGAACGCCUUGACAACUCUUAUCAAGAUGUACCGUGACUUGGAUGUGUUCUUUGACCGUGCCGUGAAUGACUGUAGCAUUACUGUAGAAGCAGCUGAACGUGCUCGAACAGAGUACCGGGGCUCUUUGUUGUGGAUGAAGAAGUGCAGCGAGGAGGUAGGUUAAGCAAGUGGUUUUACUAUGCUGUAUUAUCAAUUGGUAGAUUCCAUUUUCAUACCAACAUUAAUGUCUUGCUUAAUGUCACGUUAUUGUUCUAGUUGGAUCCAGAAUCCGAACAACUGAUGGACCAAUACCGUACUACCCAGACCAUCUGCAGACAAAACAAGGAGAAGUUCGACCAGUUGAAAGAAGACACAUAUCACAAAACAGACGUACUCAGUGAGUGCAGGACCAGACUGGUACUGGAGACUACUCACAAGUACUUACAAGACAUCGGGGACUACAUGCAGGAGAUGUCCAGGACCUAUGCCCAGGUUCUGGAAGAGCUGAAGGACAUUGACAACUACGAGAUUGAUGUUCUGACGGUAACUUCUUUUUUUAUACCUAUUUUAUUAACAUUAGAUCUUGUAAAGAAAUAUUAUAGUUCAUGUUAAUCCUUUUUCAAUUCGUUAUUUAGAUUCUGAACGACCCCAUGUCAUUGGUGAUGGAGCAGAACAAAAAGAAGCCAGAUCCAGUAUCUAAUAACACACCGUACGUUUAUAUUAUUCUUAAGAUAUAUAUUUACAUGCGUUAUAUCCAUUUUUACGUUUAAACAAUCAACAAUAUUAUCAUCGGUUACAAACGUUUAUUGUAGACUGCCACAACAAGAUGUACCGGUCCAAAAGUCUUCAGAUCCUCCACAACCUGACCUAAUGGGACUAGAUUCAGAAUCCGAGAAGAGUCGACCGGACAGUCCGUUGGGGGAGCUGCCGGAUUCAGAAGCCGACCAGAUCGAAGCCGAGGCCCAGCAGAACUUCGUUGUGGGACCACUGCCCACCUUGUACAGUCAGGAGAACCAACAGUUCCCCAAAAUAGACCCGCCCUCGGGGUGGAUAAGCAAGGUCAAGUCUGGUGCUCAAGACAUUUUUAAUUUGAAUACGAGUAGCGAAGAUGCUUUCCUGCCUUCCGACUUGGUUAACAUGCCGUCCGCGCUUUCUUCCGACUCCCGGAAUACGGUAGGUACAGUAGAUUUUACCAAGAUAAUUGUUUUUACAAUCUGAUUACAUAAAAUGGUAUUUUGUCAGUUUUACUGCCAUUUAAUUUACAAUAGUCAUAAAUGUCAUUCCAGGAAUGGGACAGCUGGCUAAACCAAUUUGAUCCGCUUACACAAACGAAACAACAGAACAGUUCUGAGAUCUGA
This is a messenger RNA of Bursaphelenchus okinawaensis, 2116 nucleotides long. The record is from the annotation of a GenBank genome assembly. NCBI's taxonomy places the organism in Eukaryota, Metazoa, Nematoda, Chromadorea, Rhabditida, Aphelenchoididae.